CUCUGGGCGUUGGACUCGGGCUGGAUCUUCAUCACUAAAAGAUUUUCUCCGCGGCGGGGAUUUAAUUCUGCACCGAGCCGAAGGGUCUGAGUCGGAUCCGCGCUCCAGGCUUAUAUCUGUGUUUACCUCCAGAGGAGAAGGUUCUAGAGCAGGGGGACUGUUUGUGUGCGCGCUGUGGGUUCUUUGUUGGAGAGAGAGAGAGAGAGAGAGAGAGAGAGAGAGAGAGACAGACAGACAGACAGACAGACAGAUAAAGAUGGGAGCGCAGACAUCUAAAUCAGAAACCCUGGCUGAGGCUGAAGCAGCGGUUGGAUCUCCAUCCAAAGCCAACGGACAGGAGAACGGCCACGUGAAGGUGAACGGAGACGCAGCAGAGGUGAAGGAGGAGGUGCAGGUGAAUGGGACUGCUGCAGCUGAGGGAGAGCAGGAGGCAAAGCAAGAGAAGGAGGGUGGAGAUGAAGCUGAGGCCACACCCACUGAAAAAGAGGGAGAAGAAGGAGAGAAAGAAAACGUUGCAGCAGAUGAAUCUGUUGCGGCUGCUGAUGAUGAGAAACCAUCCACCAGUGAGGAGACACCAAAGAAAAAGAAGAAGCGUUUUUCCUUCAAAAAGUCCUUCAAGCUAAGUGGCUUCUCCUUCAAGAAAAACAAGAAGGAGGCAGGAGAUGGAGGGGAACAGGAGGAGAAGAAACCAGAGGAAGAGGAGGAGAAGAAAGCGGAGGGAGGAGAGGAGGUGAAGAAGGAAGAGGAAGAAGGUGAAGCAGCUGCUGCUGAUGAGACCAAAGCUGAGGAGGAGAAAAAAGAAACAGAAGAAGUGGAGAAAAAAGAAGAGGAGAAAACAGAGGGGAAAGAUGAGAAGAAUGUGGAGGAGCCAGAGGUGGAGGAGAAAGUGGAGGAUCCAAAGGUAAUAGAGGCAGAGCAAAAAGAGGAGAAAUCGGAGGAAGGGAAUCUGAUAACACAGAAGGAAGUGAAGACGGAGGACGAACCUGUUGUAGUUGCUUCACCUGUUCAACAAGAGGCACUGAGCAAAGAUGAAGCAGAUGAAGUGGCUACAGCUGAGCAGGAAACGGCUCAAACAGCUGAAGCUGGAGGAGCAGAGUAACACACACAUACACACACACACACACACACACACACACAUACACACAACAUGUUUUUUUCCUUUCAGUGGGGUUAUCUUUAAUCAGCCAAUCACAAACUUCAUGAGGUGACAUCAACCACUAGACCUGCACUAAAGUUAUAAAACUAAAAUGAUUUUAAUCACAUGAUUAUGUUUUAUGAUUGGCUGAAUAAGUUUAACCCAAGCCCCGCCCACCCUUGACCCUAAGACACUCUGCAGUAUGCAGUGUGAAGAUGCACACACACACACACACACACACACACACACAUCCAGGAUGUUACCCUGUUCUAUGUAAUAUUUUUGGCUAUUGUUUUAUAAAAAAAUUACCCCCAUCUCUCUCCUUCUCCCCCCCCCCCAUUUUCAGUGAGUGGGCUGAGCUAAACAGAUUAAACAUAGUAAUAAUCUACAUUUUUUAAAACCCAGUAUUAACUGUUUUAUCAUUUUCAAUAUAUCAACACUUAAGACCAAUUUGUGAAGUCUUCAGUAAACACUAAACUAAUUUUUAACUGAAAUUUUUACAAUCUCAGCUGGUAUUGUUUUUACCACAGAGUUGGUGUGUGUGUGUGUGUGUGUGUGUGUGUAAAUUAAAAUGUGUAAUUAUGUACAGGAGGGAGGUUUAAACUGUGAUUAUUGUACAAAUAAUUGAAAAAAACCAAGGCACAUACAGCUCUUUUACCACCAGGCCUUUUUUUUGUAAAAUAAAUAAAAUGUUAAAUUCCUCCUUAAGGGAUUUUUUAACUCUACUCAAGCUGUGACUGUUUCUACUGUGAUUUGUUCUUUUAAAUAAAUCCGUCUGAUGCAUUUUCUUCCUUCCCUUUUGCUCUUUUCCACUUUGUAAAUACUGGAGAAGGUUUUUUUUGACUGGUUUGAGAUGAAAUGUAAUUUUUGCAUACACACUUUUCUGCUGGAGGUGAUGGGGUUUAUGUGAGCUCACUAAAGCAAAAUAAAUGUGAUUUCAACCCUUCUAAA
Messenger RNA from Tachysurus vachellii, 2086 nucleotides. RefSeq names its product myristoylated alanine-rich protein kinase C substrate a (gene marcksa). The record is from RefSeq and is a predicted model, not a curated record. Bases 257 to 1099 code for a protein of 280 amino acids. Gene Ontology annotation, cellular component: cytoplasm; actin filament bundle; plasma membrane. The transcript is spliced from 2 exons. Gene Ontology annotation, biological process: actin filament organization; central nervous system development. Gene Ontology annotation, molecular function: calmodulin binding; actin filament binding. Lineage: Eukaryota; Metazoa; Chordata; Actinopteri; Siluriformes; Bagridae.